AUGGAGUACUUCGUGGUGCCCGCGCAGAAGGUGCCCCCGCUGCAGCACUUCAGGAAGACCGAGAAGGAGGUGAUCGGCGGGCUGUGCAGCCUGGCCAACAUCCCCCUGACCCCAGAGACGCAGAGGGACCAGGAGCGACGGAUACGCAGGGAGAUCGCUAACAGCAACGAGCGACGGCGUAUGCAGAGUAUCAAUGCGGGGUUUCAGUCCCUGAAAACUCUCAUCCCACACACGGACGGGGAGAAGCUCAGCAAGGCAGCGAUCCUUCAGCAGACGGCGGAGUACAUAUUUUCUCUGGAGCAGGAGAAGACACGGCUGCUGCAGCAGAACGCUCAGCUCAAGCGCUUCAUCCAGGAGUUCAGUGGAUCCUCCCCAAAGCGGCGGCGAGCAGAGGACAAGGAUGAAGGCAUUGGGUCGCCAGACAUCUGGGAGGACGAGAAGGCCGAGGACCUGCGCAGGGAGAUGAUCGAGCUCCGGCAGCAGCUGGACAAGGAACGCUCGGUCCGAAUGAUGCUGGAAGAGCAGGUACGCUCUUUGGAGGCCCACUUGUACCCGGAGAAGCUGAAGGUGAUUGCCCAACAGGUGCAGCUCCAGCAGCAGGAACAGGUGAGGCCACAGCAGCCAGAGGCACCUGAGCUUUGGCAGGGUGAGCGCGUGGCCUCAAGUCAGUGUCUUUCUCCUCGCCAGCUCCUGCCUGCGCAUGGCCCCCCGGCACCCACCCAGCACCCAACAGUGAUUGUUCCUGCACCGCCUCCGCCUUCGCAUCAUGUCACCGUGGUAACCAUGGGCCCCUCCUCAGUGAUCAACACUAUCUCUACGUCCAGGCAGAACCUGGACACGAUUGUUCAGGCGAUCCAGCACAUCGAGGGGACUCGGGAAAAGCAGCUGCUGGAGGAGGAAGAGCAGCGCCGGGGUGCAGUCAUUGUGACCCCUGCCCGGAACAGCCUGGACCCCUCGAACUCGGACACGGCCUCUGACCUGGAGGCGGAAGACGACGAUUCCAUGGAACACAGCAAGGCCGGGAUGCCCUGA
This is a messenger RNA of Protobothrops mucrosquamatus (brown spotted pit viper), 1032 nucleotides long. It is a transcript of the gene TFAP4, whose product is annotated as transcription factor AP-4. Gene Ontology annotation, biological process: regulation of transcription by RNA polymerase II. The transcript is spliced from 7 exons. Bases 1 to 1032 code for a protein of 343 amino acids. The record is from RefSeq and is a predicted model, not a curated record. NCBI's taxonomy places the organism in Eukaryota, Metazoa, Chordata, Lepidosauria, Squamata, Viperidae. Gene Ontology annotation, cellular component: nucleus. Gene Ontology annotation, molecular function: RNA polymerase II cis-regulatory region sequence-specific DNA binding; DNA-binding transcription factor activity, RNA polymerase II-specific; protein dimerization activity.